Oldenlandia corymbosa var. corymbosa is the source of this 1875-nucleotide messenger RNA. NCBI's taxonomy places the organism in Eukaryota, Viridiplantae, Streptophyta, Magnoliopsida, Gentianales, Rubiaceae. The record is from the annotation of a GenBank genome assembly.
UAAAAAAAUACCAGUUCAAAAGCCAUAGGUAAGAAAGAUCCACAAAGACACAGAGUUCUCCAUCUAUCCGUCGUAAACAAAUUGCAAUCAUCCUGACCGUCCGAUUUAGGUUUUUCAGACCAACCUAUUUGAUAUAAAACCUAAACCCCGAGAAUUCAUCUUCUUCGCCAUUCUCAAAGUUUUCAGUUUCUCUUUCCGUCCUCCUCCAGAAAACCCAAGUCUGAAUCGAAGAGGUUAAAGUGACGGCACCGUCGCUGUCCGCCUUGGCAGAGCCCUAGCAGCUUCGUCUUGGCCCUCAUUUUUGGCCCCCCACUCGAAAAAAAGAAGAAAUCUCUUCAGUUCAAUUCUAGGGUUUUAGCUCUCUUGUUGCUGUGUUCCGUAAAGUAUUAGGAAGAAUCUGCUAACUCUGCGAAAAUGGUGAACAAACCCUCCAAGGCUGAUAAGAAGAUCGCUUAUGACUCGAAGCUUUGCCAGCUUCUGGAUGAGUACACCCAAGUACUGGUGGCGGCGGCCGACAACGUGGGGUCGAAUCAGCUCCAGAACAUUAGGAAAGGUUUGAGGGGUGACUCUGUGGUGCUUAUGGGAAAGAAUACCAUGAUGAAGAGGUCUAUCAGAGUCCACGCUGAGAAGACCGGCAACCAAACCAUACUUAACUUGAUCCCUCUCCUUGUUGGUAAUGUUGGAUUGAUCUUUACCAAGGGUGAUUUGAAGGAAGUGAGUGAGGAGGUCGCAAAAUACAAGGUUGGAGCACCUGCUCGUGUUGGUCUUGUGGCUCCAGUUGAUGUUGUUGUACCACCUGGCAACACUGGACUCGAUCCAUCUCAGACCUCUUUCUUCCAGGUCCUCAACAUUCCCACCAAGAUUAACAAGGGUACUGUUGAAAUUAUCACUCCUGUUGAGCUUAUCAAGAAGGGUGAUAAAGUGGGAUCUUCUGAAGCUGCUUUGCUUGCUAAGCUUGGGAUUAGGCCAUUCUCAUAUGGUCUUGUGGUCUUGUCUGUCUAUGACAAUGGGUCUGUCUUCAGCCCUGAGGUUCUUGACCUGACUGAAGAUGAUCUCGUUGGGAAGUUUGCUAUGGGAGUUUCCAUGGCAACUUCAUUGGCAUUGGCCGUCUCCUAUCCAACGUUGGCUGCUGCACCACACAUGUUUAUCAAUGGCUACAAGAAUGUGUUGGCUGUUUCUGUUGCAACUGACUACACCUUCCCCCAGGCUGAAAAAGUGAAGGAGUUCUUGGCGGUAUGUAGUGUUAGAUAUUUAUUAACUUCUAGUUCACUUUUCUUUGGAGUGCCCUUCUGUGAUUCACCUUUUUUGUCUUGAAUGUAUUCCAGGAUCCUAGUAAGUUUGCUGUUGCUGCUGCUCCUGCUGCUGCUGCUGAUUCUGGUGCUGCACCUGCUGCUGCCAAAGAGGAAGAGAAGAAGGAAGAGCCAGCUGAAGAGUCUGAUGAUGAUAUGGGAUUCAGUCUCUUUGAUUAAAUGUAGCUGGAAGUUUUAUCAUAUGAAUUGACAAUAUUGUUCAUUUGGUCUCUGGAGGCUUUUGUGGAACCAUGUUUUAGAUUGCGUUGGUUUUGUUAUUUGGUAGUGAAAUCACAAUUUAAGUACAUCUUCUGUUUUUGGCGUAUACUUUCUUUUUGCAUUUUAAUAUUUUGCAUUUCCAUCGUAUUCACAGUUGUGUCUCCUGUUGAUUUUCCUUGCAAGUUUGAUAUUUGGGGUUUACUUAAGAGUAUUUGAUUUUGUUUCUGGCAAAUUUUAGGCAUGGGUUUCGCUUGCCUUAAUUUGGCCUGAUACUCGUUGAGUCCUCACUCGCCGUGUUAGAUAUAACCUGUUUUGACUUAAAUGUGUAAGAAUCGGAUCACCAUGUCAGCUUCUUUGUUGUGAAAGG